AGGUGGUCGGUCGGUCAGUCGGGAGGGUUAAGGAGGGCCGGAGGCAGAGACAGACAGAGCAGGAGAGAGCGGGCGAGAGAGAGAGAGAUGCUGUGCUCUGUCGCUAUGGCGACCGGCCUGGUGCUGGUGACGUGGCUGCUGAUGACGACGGCCGCCCGUGGCAGCCCCGUGGUACCCUCGCCGCCCGCGUCGGCCCGUGGAGAGCGCCAGCGCCUGGAGCAGGCGCUGGCACCGACCCAGCAGGCCAAGGAGGAGGGUGGCGCCCUGAGCCCCAGCGCCCAGCACAAACUGCAGGAGAUCAGCCACAUGGGAGGCCUGGAGGCAGCUGCUGCUGCCGGCGGCGGCGGCGGUGGUGGCAGGAGCUCCAACAAGACCAUGGGCACAGGGGGCAGGGUCAACAGGCCUGGCUGGGGAGGAGGGGGACUACAGCAGAGACAACGGGGUAGCAGCAAGGCCCAGAGCACCAGCAGCCAGGAGCAGCAGCAGCAGCCCUGGGGAGGGCCCAGCGUCUUCCCCCAGCAGGCCGACGAUGGCCCCACUGGGGAGCCCCGCGACGUCUCCACGGACCCCAUCGACGAGUACGCCUACCCGGACUACCGGGGCAAAGGCUGCAUGGACGAGACAGGCUUUGUCUUUGCCAUUGGCGACACCUUCACGCCAGGCCCGUCCGCCUGCCCUUGCAUCUGCACGGACGAGGGCCCCCUGUGCGCCAAGCCCGAGUGCCCCAAACUGCACCCGCGCUGUCUACGCGUGGACACCAGCCAGUGCUGCCCGCAGUGCAAGGAGAAGAAGAACUACUGCGAAUUCCGGGGGAAAAUGUACGCCUCGCUGGAGGAGUUCAAGGUGUCCCCGUGUGAGAAGUGCCGGUGUGAGUCGAGUGGUGAGGUGCUGUGCUCCGUAGCAGCCUGCCCCCAGACGGAGUGCGUGGACCCGGAGUACGAGCCGGAUCAGUGCUGCCCCGUUUGCAAGAGCGGUCCCAACUGCUAUGCGGACACCGCAGUGAUUCCGGCGGGCCGCGAGGUGAAGAUUGACGAGUGCACCAUCUGCUACUGCACCUACGAGGAGGGCACGUGGCGCAUCGAGCGGCAGGCCACCUGCAGCAGGAACGAGUGCAAGCGGCGCAGAUGAAGAGGUGCGAGCCCCGGCCCUGGUCCGGCCCCAACCCGGCUCUGGGGGUGGCACGGCACGCUGAUGGAGGAAAGGGAAAAGGGGGCUGAUGAACUUCUCCAUCAUCACGCAUACAUAUACUGUACAUGCGUACGUAGCGUAUACGCGUGCUGCGCGUGUGCAAAUGCACACAUACAGUACAGUGCAUUCACCUCUGGACAGCUACACUAACACGCACAGACACAUACACAC
Messenger RNA from Engraulis encrasicolus (European anchovy), 1359 nucleotides. RefSeq names its product von Willebrand factor C domain containing 2 (gene vwc2). The transcript is spliced from 3 exons. Gene Ontology annotation, cellular component: AMPA glutamate receptor complex. Bases 88 to 1128 code for a protein of 346 amino acids. Gene Ontology annotation, biological process: negative regulation of BMP signaling pathway. Gene Ontology annotation, molecular function: protein binding. The record is from RefSeq and is a predicted model, not a curated record. Lineage: Eukaryota; Metazoa; Chordata; Actinopteri; Clupeiformes; Engraulidae.